GACAUAAAGAGGUGGUACCAAUACUCUAAUCGGGAAUAGCAAUUAUAAUCACCCACGGUUUCUUAUUCAGCAUUGCUUGUUUCUUAUCUCGCAUAUCAAGCUUUGGGCAGUACAACGCAAACCCAAUGUUCAAAUGCUCAGAAGCUGGUGGCGAAAUUUCAAGAUGAGAUGCAAAAUGGGGCUCGGGCACGUGCAUGGGACUGUUUCUACAAAUCCGUCUUCAAAUCCUUUUUUUUCUUUGUGAGUCAUGGUUCUUUCGACAGCUUAAACGUCAUGUCUUCCUCAUCGGUAGAUAUUAGUAAUGCUGGACGUCGCCGGUCGUCAAUACUUUCAAACCACUCGAUUUCUUCGGUCACAACCAUUCAAAAUGAGAGAACACCCCUCGUUCCAAAGGCAAACGACAGUUUGACGUCUCCAACGUCCUAUAGGAAAGAAGCUCAUUGGCUUUUUACCAAUUCUUUACCCAUUGUUUUGACCUAUAUGCUUCAGACCUCCUUGCAAAUGGCCAGUGUCUUCUCUCUUGGACAUAUUGGUCCGACUGAAUUAGCUGCAGCUGCUCUUGCCAAUAUGUUCGCUGCUGUUUCAGCGUGGAGUCUUGCAUCAGGCACAACUACCGCUUUAGAUACCAUGCUCUCUCAAGCCUGGACAGGAGCAUCAGAUAAAACUUUAGUCGGUGUCCAUCUCCAGCGAGCCCUGAUCAUCUUGGGUAUCAUGUUUAUACCAAUUUCCAUGGUGUGGUGGAGAGCAACUGACAUUCUGCUAGCUUUGAAUCAAGAAGAGCAAUUAGCACAGCAUGCCGGACUUUUCCUGCGAUACCUAUUAAUUGGCGCACCAGCCAAUAUUGCAUUCGAAGGUGUAAAGAAAUUCUGCCAAGCUCAAGGCAUCAUGAAUGCCUCAACCUGGGUUUUGCUUAUUGUAGCCCCCAUCAAUGCCCUCAACAACUAUCUCCUGGUUUGGUACGAGCCUAUCUCCCUAGGUUUUAUUGGAGCUCCUAUUGCUACCAGCUUCACUUAUUGGUUACAGCUGAUUUUGCUAUUGCUCUACAUUAAGUUCGUUAGAGGCCAUGAGGCAUGGGGAGGUUGGUCUACGGAAGCCUUUAAGGAUUGGUGGCCAUUCAUUCAGCUGGCCAUUCCAGGUAUUUUCAUGGUGUGCAGUGAGUGGUGGUCCUGGGAAAUAAGUGCAUUAGCAGCCUCUUACCUAAGCGAGACGGACUUAGCGGCACAGUCUAUUAUUUUGACCUCUGCUCAAUCAACCUACGUGAUUCCCUUCGGUAUUUCGGUUGCUGCGUCAAACCGAGUUGGCAACUUAUUGGGUUGCGCCGCGGCCAGUAACGCUAAAAAGGCAGCCCGCAUGGCUAUGGUUUUUGCUGUUGUGUUUGGUCUGCUCAAUUCUUGCUUCUUCCUAGCCACUCGUAAUGUCUAUGGAUAUCUGUUCACUUCCGACCCAGAUGUUGUUAGUCGCGUUGCCUCCAUUCUGCCAAUGUGUGCUCUGUUCCAAAUUGCGGAUAGUGCAGCAGGUGUUUGCGGCGGUGUAGUACGUGGACUCGGACGACAGAAGAUUGCAGCCAUCUUGAACUUGGUCGCCUACUACUUGAUUGCACUUCCCAUCGCAUAUGUGCUAACCUUUAAACUUGGAUGGGGUUUGCACGGUAUUUGGACUGGCUUGACACUCGCUUUGUUCAUCGCAGGAGCUGGAAUAGUUGUCUUUUUGAUGAACGUUAAUUGGAAGGCAGAAGUUGUUCGCACACUAGCACGAGUACAGCAUGCAGAGGAAGAGCUGAAGUUCAAUACAACCCAUAGUGCACUCUAAUGGCAGGCGGCGCCAACUCACCAUUUAAAAAGUUAUUUACACGCACGCUAAUACUUCUUCUCAGAUUGUACAGUACAUUAGAUAAACCCCUAAGGAAGAAAAAAAUCAUGCCACCCUAGGUUUCGGAUGUUUGCUGAUAUUGCAUCUUUUCUUCCACAACUGCAAAUAAACUCAGUUUUUGAAUCUCUAUAAUUUUUCGUUUUUAUGCGUU
Umbelopsis ramanniana AG is the source of this 2020-nucleotide messenger RNA. RefSeq lists its product as uncharacterized. Gene Ontology annotation, cellular component: membrane. Lineage: Eukaryota; Fungi; Mucoromycota; Umbelopsidomycetes; Umbelopsidales; Umbelopsidaceae. The coding region runs from base 169 to 1809 and encodes 546 amino acids. Gene Ontology annotation, molecular function: xenobiotic transmembrane transporter activity; antiporter activity. The record is from RefSeq and is a predicted model, not a curated record. Gene Ontology annotation, biological process: xenobiotic detoxification by transmembrane export across the plasma membrane. The transcript has 4 exons.